AUGUCAAAAGAAAUACAGGCCAGGCAGGAAAUUCACUUGUCGUUGCGUCUAACAAAUUUUUGCACCCGAAAAAUUGGCCUGUCAUUUAUAGACGAGGAGCCGAAAAGUUUUGUGAAAAGAUUUCGGUCGAAUCUUUUGUUCGUUAUUUCGGCGCUGAGUAUAGGUCUGCUAGUGGUGGGGGAGAUACUGGAAGUUAUCUACAAGCUGAAUUCCUCAUCUUCGGUGGAAGUAUUUGUGUCUAAGCUCCAUAUUGUCGGCUAUGGCAUAAUGAGUAGUGGCAAAUUCCUGACGCUGUGGCACAAGCAGGCGACCUUCCGGAACCUGCUGACCGAGCUGGCCGAGCUGUGGCCGAUCGAGGAGGAAGACGAGGACGCUGUCAGAAUUAAACGACAGAAACUCGCCAGAUUACGAGUUGUACAGUUCUGCUAUGCUCUGUGGAAUAUCAUGGGUGUUAUCCACUAUAACUCAACGCCCGUGGCUUUGUACUACUACAAUCAGUACCGCGGUGAGCCAGCGCCUUUGGGCUUCAUCUGGGAGGUGUGGUAUCCGUUUGACAAGACCAAGCCAGUUUGCAAGGUGUUUGCUUUGACUUUUGAAGUUUUUGCAGGUGUAGUAGGGGUAUGGUCUAUGCUUGGCUCAGAUAUAAUCUUCAUGACGAUGUCAAGUCACAUAAGUAUGCUACUGGAACUAUUGCAACUGAAAAUUCGUCGUUUGGGACUACCAAAUACAGAUCCAUCGUCACAAAAUACACAAAUUGAUUGUUACAACGAAAUCAAGAACAUUAUAAAGAUUCAUCAAAGACUUAUUUCCUACGGGAACGCUCUAGAGGACACGUUUUCCGUCGUCAAUCUGAUUAACGUCCUAUUGAGUUCAAUCAAUAUCUGCUGCGUCGCCUUCAAUAUUCUGCUGGAGCCGCUGGUGGAAAUGAGCAAUAAACUGUUCCUGGGCGCCGCGCUCACUCAAGUCGGCAUUCUCUGCUGGUACGCCGACGAAAUUACCACCGCCAGCACCGGAAUAGGCCACGCUGCGUACCAGUGCGGGUGGUUUCACAUCACCGUAAAGUGUCGCAGAGCUCUUCUUGUGCUGCUACAGAGAUCGCAAAAGCCUCUACAUUUCACCGCCUACAAAUUUUCAGCAAUCACGAUGUCCACUUACAGCUCGAUAAUCGCUAACUCGUACUCGUAUUUCACCCUCCUGUACACGAUGUACCGAAGCAAUUAGUAAUGUGAUUUAUUUUCGCUUCGAAGUUUUGCUUCGAGGAUUCCUGCAAAUAAGUGCACUUCAGGUUUGGCUAAUGGCUGACAAGUGAC
Molecule: messenger RNA, 1310 nt
Organism: Aricia agestis (brown argus)
Lineage: Eukaryota; Metazoa; Arthropoda; Insecta; Lepidoptera; Lycaenidae
Product: odorant receptor 4-like
Exons: 9
Coding region: 1-1221 (406 amino acids)
Biological process (GO): detection of chemical stimulus involved in sensory perception of smell; sensory perception of smell
Cellular component (GO): plasma membrane
Molecular function (GO): odorant binding; olfactory receptor activity
Source: RefSeq, a predicted model, not a curated record